This is a messenger RNA of Helianthus annuus (common sunflower), 1708 nucleotides long. RefSeq names its product uridine kinase-like protein 4. NCBI's taxonomy places the organism in Eukaryota, Viridiplantae, Streptophyta, Magnoliopsida, Asterales, Asteraceae. The record is from RefSeq and is a predicted model, not a curated record. Gene Ontology annotation, cellular component: cytoplasm. The coding region runs from base 154 to 1557 and encodes 467 amino acids. The transcript has 16 exons. Gene Ontology annotation, molecular function: kinase activity; ATP binding.
UCGAUAGUACCCUUUAAUUUCCCCCAAUUUCGUUCGUGCCCUAAUUCAAAAUAAACACGCACCUCUUAUAAAUAAAUAAAUUCAAUGUAUCCGUUAAAAGUUAAAAUCAAGAAAUUACCCCGAAUCUUCUUCCUCACAAGAAGGUCAUUGUGAAUGGGAUCGAAUUCAAUUAAGGAUUUAACUGAAGCAUCCUCAGGGGUACACUUCUCUGGUUUGCACGGAAAUAUCGAGACACGAAAUACACAGAUUGAGCAGGAAUCGGGUUUAAUGGCGGGAAAAACGCAUAAGCAGCCGUUCGUUAUUGGUGUUGCUGGAGGUGCAUCAUCCGGGAAGAAAACAGUAGGUGAUAUGAUCAUUGAUCAGCUUCACGAUCAGCGGGUCGUACUCGUUAACCAGGACUCAUUUUAUCGUAGUUUGACUUCUGAAGAACUUUUAAAGGUUCAUGAGUACAAUUUUGAUCAUCCUGAUGCUUUCGACACUGAAAAGUUACUAUCAUCAAUGGAGAUGUUGAAGCAUGGAAAAUCAGUUGAUAUUCCAAAAUAUGAUUUCAAGACGUAUAAGAACGGUGCCUCGAGAAGGGUGAAUCCUUCUGAUGUGAUAAUCUUGGAAGGAAUACUUAUUUUUCAUGAUCCUCGUGUACGCGAUAUGUUGAAUAUGAAGAUAUUUGUCGAUACAGAUGCUGAUGUACGUCUGGCGAGAAGAAUAAGGCGUGAUACAACCGAAAAGGGAAGAGAGAUCGGUUUGGUGCUUGAUCAGUACUCGAAGUUUGUGAAGCCUUCUUUCGAAAACUUCAUACUCCCAACAAAAAAGUAUGCCGACAUCAUCAUCCCGCGUGGCGGAGACAACCAUGUAGCUAUUGAUUUAAUUGUCCAACACAUUCGGACAAAACUUGGUCAACACGAUCUUUGCAAAAUAUAUCCCAAUUUAUACGUUAUUCACUCAACUUUUCAGAUACGUGGCAUGCAUACGCUUAUACGUGAUGCUAAAACAACGAAACAUGAUUUCGUUUUUUAUUCUGAUCGAUUGAUUCGUUUGGUUGUUGAGCAUGGUUUGGGACAUUUACCUUUUACGGAAAAGCAGGUGACAACUCCAACCGGGUCGGUAUACACAGGCGUUGACUUCUGUAAGAGAUUAUGUGGCGUUUCUGUUAUUAGGAGUGGUGAGAGUAUGGAAAAUGCAUUGCGAGCAUGUUGCAAGGGUAUUAAAAUUGGAAAGAUUCUUAUUCAUAGAGAAGGUGACAAUGGUCAACAGUUAAUAUAUGAAAAGUUGCCACAAGAUAUCGCUGAAAGACACGUGCUAUUGUUGGAUCCUAUACUAGGAACAGGCAAUUCAGCGGUCCAAGCUAUCAAGUUACUUAUAAAGAAAGGCGUACCAGAGGGAAACAUAAUAUUCCUAAACUUAAUCUCCGCGCCUCAAGGAGUGCAUGUGGUUUGCAAAGAGUUUCCGAGAAUAAAGAUCGUGACAUCUGAGAUUGAAACCGGUUUGAAUGAAGAGUUUCGUGUUGUUCCAGGAAUGGGUGAGUUUGGAGACCGAUAUUUUGGUACAGACGAUGAAUAAUGAAAUGUUGUUUAUUAGAACGGAACGGAUCAUAUGGGUUCGAAUUAUAUCAAUUAGGGCUUCGAUUUCGUCUUCAUCACCUAAGAUUUCCCAGUUCUUUCCUUUUUAGUGUAAAAGACAAUUUUUACUUGUUAGUCAUUAUUAUUAACUA